CUGAAGGGGCGGCAGCCAGGCCUCCCUAGCCGGCGGGGUGUGGCUCUCCUCCAAAGGCUAUCGGCAGAGCUUCACACACUCCACAGCAGCUCAGCCCCAGAAGGACGGUUGGACGGAAGGAGGACACCUCUCAGCCCACGAGCACGGUUUCUCAUCUAUAAACCAGAGGAAAGCAGCCUUUUCAUGAGUCAAUUAUAGGAGGCCGUGUCCACACCCAGGAAUGGCUCACGGAAGGGGGUCAUCAGGAAAUCACAGCUGAAUGUAGCUGUUACCCCAGAGCUGUGAAUGUCAUCGCGUUUUUGAUCCCUGAGAUCGGUGCCUCUCAGAAGAUGCAGAUGCUCGUGCUGCUGCUCGCCUCGGUGGGCACCUGCCUGGACCCGCUGGUGGUGGUGGCAACAGACCCCAGCCCUGUCCGACCGGACCCCCGCGGCGUGCUGCGCACCCACCAGCGCCAGAAGAGAGACUGGAUUUGGAACCAGAUGCACAUUGAUGAAGAGAAAAACACCUCACUGCCCCAUUAUGUGGGCAAGAUCAAAUCGAGUGUGAACCGCAAGAACGCCAAGUAUGUGCUCAAAGGAGAGUCUGUGGGCAAGGUCUUCCGGGUCAGGGAGGACACAGGGGACGUGUACGCCUUCGAGAGGCUGGACAGGGAGAAGAUCCCUGAGUACCACCUCACUGCCCUGGUGGUAGACAAGAAUACCAACCAGAACCUCGAGUCUCCUUCCAGCUUCACCAUCAAAGUUCACGACGUGAAUGACAACUGGCCUGUAUUCACGCACCGGCUGUUCAACGCGUCUGUGCCGGAGAUGUCCGCUGUGGGGACCUCUGUCAUCCGUGUGACAGCCGUUGACGCAGAUGACCCCACUGUGGCAGACCAUGCCUCUGUCAUGUACCAAAUCCUGAAGGGAGAAGAACAUUUUGCUAUCGAUGGUUCCGGACUCAUUUUCACGACAACCAAAACCCUGGACCGAGAGAUGCAGGCCAAGUACGAGAUCGUGGUUGAAGCGCGAGAUGCCCAGGGCCUCCGUGGGGAGUCAGGCACAGCUACGGUACUGGUCACUCUGCAGGACAUCAAUGACAAUUUCCCCAUCUUCACCCAGGCCAAGUACACAUUUGCCGUGCCUGAAGACAUCCGUGUAGGCAGCUCCUUGGGCUCUCUGUUCGUUGAGGACCCAGACGAGCCCCAGAACCGGAUGACCAAGUACAGCAUCGUACAGGGUGAAUACAGGGACACCUUCACCAUUGAGACGGACCCCAACCACAACGAGGGCAUCAUCAAACCCAUGAAGCCUCUGAACUAUGAGGACAUUCAGCAGUACGUCUUCACCAUCGAGGCGACAGACCCCACCAUCAACCUCCACUACCUGAGCAGCAUCUCCGUCCGAAAAACUGCCCGCGUCAUCAUCAACGUCACAGAUGUGGACGAGCCCCCCGCCUUCAAGCAGCCCUUCUACCACUUCCAGCUGCGGGAGAACCAGAAGAAACCUAUUAUCGGCUCUGUGCUGGCCAUAGACCCUGACGCAGCUCGGCGGAGCAUUGGAUAUUCCAUCCGCAAGACCAGUGACAAGGGCCAGUUCUUCCGAAUAACCAAGCAAGGGGACAUUUACAAUGAGAAAGAACUGGACAGAGAAAUCUACCCCUGGUAUAACCUGACAGUGGAGGCCAAGGAACUGGACUCUAGUGGAUACUCCACAGGCAAAGAGUCCAUUGUGCAAGUCCACAUUGAAAUUUUGGAUGAGAACGACAACCCUCCAGAGUUCGCCCAGCCCUACGAGCCCAGAGUGUGUGAGAAUGCUCCCCAGGGCAAGCUGGUCGUGCAAAUCUCGGCAACAGACAAGGACAUUACACCACGAGACGUGAAGUUCAAAUUCUCCCUGAGCACCGAGGACAGCAACUUCACCCUCACAGAUAAUCACGAUAACACGGCCAACAUCACAGUCAAGUAUGGACAGUUUGACCGGGAGCGUGCCAAGGUCCACCACCUGCCUGUGCUCAUCUCAGACAACGGGAAGCCAAGCCUUACAGGCACCAACACGCUGAUCGUGACUAUUUGCAAGUGCAAUGAGCAUGGCGAGUUCACCUACUGUGAGGAGAUGGCAGGCCAGGCAGGCGUCAGCAUCCAGGCGCUGGUAGCCAUCUUCCUCUGCAUCCUCACCAUCACAGUGAUCACCCUCCUCAUCUUCCUGCGGCGGCGGCUCCGGAAGCAGGCCCGCGCACACGGCAAGAGCGUGCCCGAGAUCCACGAGCAACUGGUCACCUACGACGAGGAGGGCGGCGGCGAGAUGGACACCACCAGCUACGACGUGUCGGUGCUCAACUCGGUGCGGCACGGCAGCGCCAAGCCCCCGCGCCCCGCGCUGGACGCGCGGCCGUCCCUGUACGUGCAGGUGCAGAAGCCGCCGCGCCACGCGCCCGCAGUGCACGGCGGACCCGGGGAGAUGGCCGCCAUGAUCGAGGUCAAGAAGGACGAGGCGGACCAUGACGGCGGCGGCCCGCCCUACGACACGCUGCACAUCUACGGCUACGAGGGCGCCGAGUCCAUCGCCGAGUCCCUCAGCUCCCUGGGCACCGAUUCAUCCGACUCGGACAUCGAUUAUGACUUCCUCAACGACUGGGGGCCCAGGUUCAAGAUGCUGGCCGAGCUGUACCGCUCAGACCCCCAGGAGGAGCUGAUGUACUAAGGGGGCCAUGGGCCUCUAGGUCUGGGGACACAAACCACUGCAGUUCGGGCCAGCCGGACACCAGCCACUGAGCCCGCAAACUGUAGCACGGACACCCCAGUCCGGCAGCCCUUCCUCGUGGGCCCCAGAGACUUCACCACCUUGGGUAGCAAACUCCAGGUCCCUGAAAGGUCCAGGAACAUAUUUCAGUGACAGCUACGCCCUAAAUGCUGGAAGAUCCAGGCUGGGGUUCUGUCUGGACUCGGAUACCCAUAACCCUGUUGCCUGGAACCACGGGUCCAACUCAAAGCCUUUCUGUGGCUCCUCAAAGCAGCUUGUGUUCAACUGCCAGGGGGAGAUCUUCCCUUGAAAUCCUCGAAACCCCUGGUGAGGGUGGUGAGGUCAGGGAGGUCCUGGUGCCUCUCUGCCUGGACGCAAAGGGCUGCACAGCAUGGCCUGUGGGGCAAAACUCUUUGCAGCCCAGUCCUGUGGGAGACUGGAACCAUCCAUCAGCCUACCCUGCUUCAACUUCCUCCACUCUCCCAAGUUCCCCUCCACUCCCAGCCUCUUCCCAGGUCUGUCAGGAAGGAGGAGAGGGCCCCUUGACAGCUAUGGAAGGUGGCUCCUAAAGGGACCUCACUGGCCUGCCACGCCCCUAACUGCUGUACUAAGCACUGAAAAUUCAACCAAAGUCAGGAAAAUGGCUUGUUGAAUUCUGAAGCAACUGUGAAUCCAUCCUGGAGGGACAGUGAAGACCAAGUGUGACAGAUCAUAUGGUGAGGGAGACCUCCACACCCACACCCUUUGGAAAGAGCCUACAAUAGCUGUGACCCCAUUUUGAGACUCAUCGACAACCCCUCCAGUUUUUCCUGGGAAGUGGAGCAGACAUUCCCAGAACAGAAGACCUCUCCCUGUAUACGCCUUGCCUAGUCACUCAUUCAUGCUCUUUCUCUUUUUCUAUCUACUUUUUAAUCUCUUGACUUGAAGGCCCUCAAGAUCUGACCCUCAGCAGUUCUGGCUGAAGUCCAAACCCAAACAUGACUGCACUACAAAACUGUGCCAUUUGAUUUUACACACCUCAUUGUUGUCACAUCUCAGGAAACCCCUGCAGGGUCCCAUCCCUCAGGCACACCCUGCAGAAGGCACCCUGCCCCGCCCACGUCCUGUGGUCAUCUGUGCAUCUCCCACUUUCAGCCAAAUAUGGACCAUUCGAUUGCAAACAUGUCCUGGGGAAAUGGCAUCACUCAACGGGAGGGGGCAGGGCAGGAGGGAAAAUCCAGCUCACCCUUGGUCAUGAACUGAGGUUCCCUUCUGGACAAGGGCCCUCACAAUUCAGGAGAUUAUAGAUAACACUGACUUUUUUUUUAAAGCAAUAUCUAGCUUUUGUACAUUUUUGUUUACUAAUAAUACUAACAUAUUUCUAGCUCUCACAAACAUAUAGAAUAAGGGUUUUUGCAUAAUAAGCGGGUUGCUAUGUAGGUUAACAACUUUAAUUCAGGGUUUUUAGUUGGAUGAACAAAUUCCUGUAACCUCCUUUUUCUUAUCAUUGUAGUACUUACUGUAGUAAUAAUGAUUAUAUGUAGGCCACACUGGUGCAUGGGAUGUACUGUAUUUUUUUAAUACCUAAAUAAAGAAAAAUCUUGAAAUUC
Molecule: messenger RNA, 4309 nt
Organism: Mustela erminea (ermine)
Lineage: Eukaryota; Metazoa; Chordata; Mammalia; Carnivora; Mustelidae
Gene: CDH5
Product: cadherin 5
Exons: 13
Coding region: 330-2681 (783 amino acids)
Biological process (GO): adherens junction organization; cell-cell junction assembly; homophilic cell-cell adhesion
Cellular component (GO): bicellular tight junction; plasma membrane; adherens junction
Molecular function (GO): cadherin binding; calcium ion binding
Source: RefSeq, a predicted model, not a curated record